Molecule: messenger RNA, 3727 nt
Organism: Marmota monax (woodchuck)
Lineage: Eukaryota; Metazoa; Chordata; Mammalia; Rodentia; Sciuridae
Gene: Lpar5
Product: lysophosphatidic acid receptor 5
Exons: 1
Coding region: 4-1140 (378 amino acids)
Biological process (GO): behavioral response to pain; G protein-coupled receptor signaling pathway
Cellular component (GO): membrane
Molecular function (GO): G protein-coupled receptor activity
Source: RefSeq, a predicted model, not a curated record
ACGAUGUUGACCAACUCCUCCCUGUUGGCCAACUGCUCUGCCAACGCCUCUUCUACCAACAGCUCUAUUCCUCCGUGCCCUGACUAUAGGGCCACCCAUCGCCUGCACAUGGUGGUCUACAGCUUGGUGCUGGCGGCCGGGCUCCCCCUUAAUGCGCUGGCCCUCUGGAUCUUCUUGCGCGUUCUGCGCGUACACUCGGUGGUGAGUGUGUACAUGUGCAAUCUGGCAGCCAGCGACUUGCUUUUCACCCUCUCACUGCCCGUGCGCAUCUCCUACUACGCACUGCACUACUGGCCCUUCCCCGACCUCCUGUGUCAGACGUCGGGCGCUAUCUUCCAGAUGAACAUGUAUGGCAGCUGCAUCUUCUUGAUGCUCAUCAACUUGGACCGCUAUGCCGCCAUCGUGCACCCCCUGCGUCUACGUCAUAUGCGGCGGUCCCGCGUGGCGAGGCGGCUCUGUCUGGGUGUGUGGGCACUCAUCUUGGUGUUUGCUGUGCCCGCCGCCCGCGUGCACAGGCCCUCGCCUUGCAGCUACCGGGGCAUCGAGGUACGUCUGUGCUUCGAAAGCUUCAGUGAUGAGCUAUGGAAGGGCCGGCUGCUGCCCCUUGUGCUGCUGGCCGAGGCCCUGGGCUUUCUGUUGCCCCUGGCAGCCGUCCUCUAUUCAUCUGGGCGGGUCUUUUGGACUCUAGCGCGGCCGGACGCCACGCAGAGCCAACGGAGGCGGAAAACCGUGCGCCUUCUGCUGGCCAACCUCGUCAUCUUCCUGCUGUGCUUCGUGCCCUACAACUCCACUCUGGCUGUCUAUGGGCUGCUGCGGGGCAACCUGGUGGUGGCCAGCCAGGAGGCCCGCGAUCAAGUGCGCGGGGUGUUGAUGGUAAUGGUUCUGCUGGCCGGCGCCAACUGCGUGCUGGACCCGCUGGUGUACUACUUCAGCGCCGAGGGUUUCCGUAACACCCUGCGUGGCCUGGGUACUCCACUCCAGGCCCGGACCUUGGCCACCAAUGGGGAUAGAGGAGCGAGUGCAGAAAGAUCCUCAGAGGCCAUCCACACCACUGGAGUGGAUGCCACCAGUCAGGAGCUACUCCAGCCACCUAAACCCAGAAUGCCCUUCACCGAGUGUCCCCAGGAUUCCACCCUCUGAACGCAUAUCGCGCAAUAGUGCAGUCUGGUACCUCUCUCAUAGGCUUCUGGAUCCAUGUCCAUGAGGGAGGUGCACUGAGCGCUUGGAUUUCAGAGUGGAACUCCAGUUCUUGAAUGCAGAUGAGAACAAAGUGUGGAAACAAGGUCACAGGAAAGAAAGAUUGUUACUAGCCAUGGCUUCUUUAAGUUGGUGGUAGUAGGCAAAGGACUCUUUCUCCAAUCGGUGGGAAGUGAUGCAAUGAACCUGACCACAGCUAAGAGCUAAGAUGGAAAGGAAAGUGGAUACCCUGGAUUUUGCCACAGGACCACAGGGCCAAGAGCUGAAGAGCCCCAAACCUUGGUAGAUCAAGCUACUGAGAAGUUGGUGCCAUCUGUUGAGUUCUGUGCUGAUCUCAGGGCCAUGGACACCACCAUUCUCACUUCCACCUGGCCUCCUGCUACUUAGCAGGAAGCGUACAAGUGUUUAUUUGAUAUGGAGAGAACUGGGUUCCUUAUUAUUGAUUUCUAAUGGUUUCAGCUAGGACACCCAACAUGGGAUGGUAGGGGCAGGCAAAACUGUGAAUUAAAUUGUGAUACACACUGCCCCCCUCCCCAAAAUCCUAGUUUUUGUCCCUUGUCUAGGUCAUCGCUUCUCCUGCCAUUGUUUUUAGGGCCUCCUCCUUUCUAGGUCCUUAAUAUCAUCUCUGUCUUCCUGCUUUGUCAAAAGAAAGGAGAACAGUCUUUGUAUUAAAGCAUUGGUUCUCAAACUUCUUGGUCUCAGAUCCCUUUACACUCAUAGAAAUUGAGGACCCCAAGAGCUUUUGCUUAUUCUUUGUUGUUUUAAUAUUUACUGUAAUGGGAAUUAAAGCUAAUAAGUUUUUAAAACAGAAAUACACAAGCACACAAUCUAUUAGCCGUGAGAGUGGUAAUGUCAUCACAUUUCUUGAAGCCUCUGGAAAACUACAUUGUAUACUGGUGAAGAGAGUGAAAAACAUAAAUAAUAUCUUAGUAGUAUUAUGAAGAUAAUUUUGACUUCAUGGACUUCCUCAAAGAACUGGUCCCUGGAUCACACUUUGAGAACCAUACUUGUGCUAAGGUAUUAGAGUUCACAUUACCAUCUUCCCAGGGCAUUAUAUAAUAGUUUUUUGUUUGUUUGUUUUGUUUUGUUUUUAUGACUGUAAGGAGUGUGGUGCUCAACAAAUUAAUUGCUAAUAAUAGUGCUUAAGGCUUGGGGCUUCCUGGAGGCAGGCAGGAGUUUGUACACCAAAUGGAAUACCACCUUGGGCUUAUAAGGGCAGCAGCCUUGGGGGGUCAGGGGUGGAAUCAGACACACACACACUCCGGAGGAGGAGAGGGCGAGACGUCUCUAGUGGUUAGAAAGGAACUGUGCCAUAGCCAGGAGAGAAGAGUAUACAGGGAAGUAAGAGUGAGAUGAGAGGAUAGGAAUAGCCCGACUGUUCUUAGCAAACUAAAUGGUUUCCUUCCGUCUUGAUCCAAGUAGGGGGCUGGGAGGGCUGCAGAGUUAGCACCUUGACAUCUUUAGACCUUGGCAGUAAGAGUUGUUGCUAUGUGUGUCCAGUAUGCAUUUCCAUCCCUAUGUCUCAGUACUGUAUUUUUCUCUCCCUCUCUCUGUAUGUGUGUGUGUGUGUGUGGGGGGGGAGUGUGUGUGAGACAGUGUUAGGGUUUUCCUGUAUCUGUGUUUCGAGUUCAGAGUCAGUCUUUUGUGUGUCUUUAUGUGAGCUCUCCAGUUGGUGAUUUACAGGGGUAAAAUGACCUCUGGUGGCCAAACCAGGUAACUGACCCAGAUUUCUCAAGAUAGCCUUGAAGUCCCAGCCUUCAUCUGGGUAGAGGUUAGAGCCCAGGACCAGCUCCUUACCCAGUUGCUCUUAAGGCUUGUUUGUUAGCAUCCACCCCAUCUGGCUUCACCUUCAGAAUUCCAGACCUGUUUGUGCCUGUCCUGAUCUGAAGGCACAAGCCUCACCAAAUCUCUUAGUCCAACUCUGAGAACUUUAACACAAACUGAACUGAACACAAUUUAAAAAAAUAAAAUGAAGGGGCGAGGUGCAGUGGUGCGAACCUGUAAUUCCAGUGGCUAGGAGGCUGAGGCAGGAGGAUCACAAGUUCAAAGCCAGCCUCAGCAACUUAGUGAGGCCCUAAGCAACUUAGUGAGACCUGUCUCUAAAUAAAAUAUUUUUUUAAAGGGUGGGGUGUGGCUCUGUGGUUAAGUGCCCCUGGGCUCUAUCCCUGAUACCCUCCCCCAAAAAAACAAUAAUAAUUUGAAAGGGAAGAGGGCAUACUUAACAUUCACAAGGCCCUGAGUUUGGUUCCUUGUAAUACACAACUAAAUGAAUGAACAAAUAAAAAUUUUAAAAAUACUUGAGUACUUUUAUAAGCAGGUACAUGAGUGAAUUCUAAAGUAAUUAAAACACAUAUAUAAUCUGCUUAUUUAUUUUUCCUAAUUUUUAUGUUUAUUGGAUGUCUCCUUCCUAGAUAGAAUGUAAGCUCCAUGGGGGCAGGCUUUGGUUCUCUUAUAUAUUCACUAACAUCUAAAAUAGGGCCUGGCACAGGAGAAGUGCUCAAUAAAUAUUUGUUGAAUGGAUGAACAGUCA